AUGGUCAAGGCUGGUGCUAUGCUUGCUACGGGCAUCUUCAACUCCGGCGUCCGCAUGGACUCCGAUCCUGCCAUUGCUCUAUUGGGUGACGAAGACAACAUCAACUCUAAGAACAAGAAUAUUCGUCUGGCUUCCAUCAUGGGUCUCGGCCUCGCAUAUGCAGGUUCUAAUAAGACAGACCUGCUUGAGGUUCUCCUUCCUAUUGUCACCGACACCAGCCUCGACAUGCAACUUUCUGCCAUGGCUGCCCUGUCUCUUGGCAUGAUUUUCGUCGGUUCGGCAAACGGAGACGUGACUGAUGCCCUGAUGAACACGCUCUUGGACGAGGACCGAACCAAGCAGCUCAAGGAUAAGUGGACACGCUUCAUGGCCCUUGGCCUUGCUCUGCUCUUUUUCGGUCAACAGGAAGAAGUUGACGUCAUCUUGGAAACUCUAAAGGCGCUCGACCAUCCCAUGGCCAAGUCUGCAUCCGUACUUACCGAAGUAUGUGCGUGGGCAGGUACUGGUGCCGUGUUGAAGAUCCAGCAAUUGCUUCACAUCUGCAACGAGCACAUUGAAGAGGACGAUGAGAAGAAGGGCGACGAGCUACUACAGUCAUACGCUGUCAUUGGUCUUUCAUUAGUCGCCAUGGGUGAGGACGUCGGCCAAGAGAUGAUUCUCCGCACUCUUGGCCACCUAAUGCAUUACGGCGAGGCCAACAUCCGCAAGGCUGUGCCUCUCGCUCUCGGUCUCAUCAGCCCCAGUAACCCGCAAAUGAAGGUCUACGACACUCUUUCACGAUACUCUCACGACAAUGACAAUGACGUUGCCAUCAACGCAAUCUUCGCAAUGGGUCUCUGCGGUGCUGGCACAAACAACGCCCGUCUUGCACAAUUGCUCCGACAACUAGCGAGCUACUACCACCGCGACCCCAAUGCCCUCUUCAUGGUGCGCAUAGCCCAAGGUCUCUUGCACGCAGGAAAGGGCACGCUUUCGCUCAACCCCUUCCACACGGACCGACAGGUACUAUCUCGCGUCGCCGCCUCAGGCCUCCUCACCGUCCUCGUCUCUCUCAUCGACGCAAAGUCCUUUAUUGUCGGCGACUCACAUUACCUGCUCUACUACCUGACCACGGCCAUGGCACCGCGCUUCCUCAUCACACUCGAUGAGGAACUCAAGCCGCUUAUCGUCAACGUUCGCGUUGGUCAGGCAGUGGAUAUUGUAGGCCAGGCAGGUCGGCCAAAGACCAUUACCGGAUGGCAGACACAGAGCACGCCUGUGCUACUGGCACACGGCGAGAGGGCCGAGCUCGAAGACGAAAAGUAUAUUAGUUUGACUAAUGUGCUGGAGGGCGUUGUCAUUCUGCGUAAGAACCCAGAAUGGGAAGACUGA
Molecule: messenger RNA, 1371 nt
Organism: Pyrenophora tritici-repentis Pt-1C-BFP
Lineage: Eukaryota; Fungi; Ascomycota; Dothideomycetes; Pleosporales; Pleosporaceae
Source: RefSeq, a predicted model, not a curated record